AGCUGAACCUUCCUUGGUUUUUAUAUCCCGCCAGCCUCUCGAAUGGCAACCAAGCAGAACGCAGGAGGAGCGCGAGCGGCGCGGUCGGGGUGGCCGCUGCCUCCUCUUUGCGCAAAGAGAAAAGCCGAAGCCUCCGGUCGCCUACAACAUUCCGCGCCCAAGCAGCGCUCCCUCCUCCGCCAUCCCGGUGCGUGGUUGCUAUGGCUAUGGCCAUCAUUCCAGCAACAAGCGGCGCCACGUGAUGCGUCCGGCGAUGGCUGCUGCUGCUGCUGCCGCUGCCGCUACUUGGCAGGGAGGGAGACCUUGAGCAGAGCGGCGGCGGCGGCGGCACCGGCACGCGUUCUUGGACGCGCCAUAGAUCGCCUCGUCAGCCCCGUUUUCUCGAUACUCGCCAUUCUGGUUGUCGCCUACCUCUCCCUCCCCCAUCCCGUCUUCCACCCCCUUUUCCCACGUCGUCUUUGCACGCAGCAGCUGCAGCUUCGAUGGACGGACCGUUCCUGCCAUCCUUGGAUGUUCCGCUAUGUUUCUGAUUCGCAGCUCAGCUGAACUCCCACAUCCGGCCGGUCUUCGAUCCCAGCCUCUCUCAUGGGCUCCCCAGUAUCAUUUGUUUUAUCCAGGAUGGCCGCUUGUGGAGGCACCACUAAAAAUAGGCUCACGGUAAAUAAGCACGUCUGGGACUUCCUGACCAAGGAAAGUCCUGCCAAACUGGUCAAGUUGAAAGAGGAGAAUAAAGUCAGUGUCUUGAUUGAUGGUGAGACAUCCGAGAUCUAUGUGCUGCAGAUUACCAUGCCUGCCCAUGGACCAAGCAAUGGCCUUUACCUGGCUCGUAAGGCUCUCAAAGCACUGCUCAAGGAAACGGAGAAGGAAUUGAAGAAGGCUCAACGUCAGAGUGAGCUGAUGGGCUGCAUGGCUUUGAUGGAGAAGAGCCGAGAACACGGAGCUGUAGAGCUCCACCGUCGAGGAGCUGCCUUGAUAUCCCGAGGGCAGCAAACCUCUGGGCCAAGAGUAGUAAGUGGCAGUGGAGGGAUGGCCAGCUGCUCAAGGGGAGGGGAGGAGGAACAGGACAGCCAGUGCCCAAUUUGUUUGGGAGAGAUCCAGAACAUUAAAACUUUGGAGAAAUGCAAGCACUCCUUCUGUGAGGACUGUAUCACCCGGGCCUUGCAAGUCAAGAAAGCUUGCCCAAUGUGUGGCCGUUUCUACGGGCAGCUGGUAGGGAACCAGCCAGAGAAUGGACGCAUGCUGGUCUCCAAGGACUCAAGUCUUCUGCUUCCUGGUUAUGAGAAAUAUGGCACCAUCAUAAUCCAGUAUGUCUUCCCACCUGGCAUACAAGGAGUUGAACAUCCCAAUCCUGGCGUCCGCUAUCCAGGUACCACCCGUGUGGCUUAUUUACCUGACUGCCCCGAAGGCAACAAAGUGCUGGCGCUCUUCCGCAAAGCCUUUGAUCAACGGCUCACCUUCACCAUUGGGACCUCCAUGACCACAGGGCGAGCCAACGUCAUCACCUGGAAUGACAUCCAUCACAAAACCAACUGCACUGGGGGACCCCAGCUGUUUGGCUACCCAGAUCCUACAUAUCUUGCCCGGGUGCAAGAGGAACUACGGGCUAAAGGUAUCACCAAUGACUGAUCUCUGUUGCCACGUGCCCAGGAAUGGCUUCUUGUUACUGCCAAACUCCGCUUUUGUGGCGGGAGCUCUGUCAUCCGUCAGAGCCACCUUUCUCUAUCACGUGAUCUUAAUGCAGAGUACAAAGCUUGAGCUUUGGGGCUGAAAUUAACAUUUUAUAUGUAAUGGAUUGUUUGAGGAACUGGAGAACAAAGACAGGCAUGAGGGAGUGAAGCAAAAGAAAGAUGAUGGAAUUCAGGACUUAUUCAAAAUAGUUGUCUCGAGUGGGCCGUCAUUCUGAAUGAUUUGCUUUUGGGGGAAAAAGAAAAACAAAAAUGGCCUCUCCCUGCAUUGAGUAGCAAACAUAUCAUAGGUACCUCUACUGAGCCUGUCUUUUCAAUGUGCUAGUUUACCUUAUGCAGAGGAGAUUUUUUUUUCUUUUUUACUGUGUGAUAAAUGUAUACACGCACCACCAAGAUUUAAAAUCUGAAGCUGCAAAGCCCAGAAUUUACCACUUCAAUACUUUGGCUCUUGAGGAUAAAAUAGAUGUGAUCAAGUGGUAAGUCCAAGGGCGAUUUCUUUCUUUUUUUUCCUUUCUUUUUUUUUAAAAAGAUGAAAGAGGAGUUUCAUAUUGGUUGGAGAAGCCAAACCUUCCUUUCUCUCCAAUUUACCUCCCCACAUUCUAUUUUUUUCAGAGUUUUCUCUCAAGCAAAGUUAUUUCUGUUGGAGUUAAGACAUGGAUUGUGAGAGCAUUUGGAAUUCCUCACUUCCAGUAUUUCGUUGGUAUUAAAAUAUAGCUAUCUCUCUGAGUGCUCCUAUGAUAUUUGCCCUUAAUGGACUAGGUCCAAGUGAGUGACAAAUUGCUCAUGUGCUGAAAAACCAUGCAUUUAGAAAAGGUGGGUGGGAAAUAGAGGAAAGGGCUUCUCUCAAUGUAUCUCUGGCAAAGGUCAAAUCUAAUCCUCAAACUCCAGUUGUGGAACCCUUUUGCACAACCCUCUUGAUCCACUCAGAAGGGUGGGUUCAUAUUCUGAGCUUGAUUCCCACGUAUAGUUGAAACCCAGUGAGCCCUCUUAUUUCAGUUCCUCCCCAACCUCAAGCUCUUUUCUCCUUUUUCCAAAGUGCUAACCGCUUUGGGAAUCAGACUGUUAGGAAUGGAAUAUAAUGGAGCAAAAAACACAUCAGAGUAGCAUCCCUGGCAGAAGUAUGUGAAAGGGGAGGAGAUCAAAAGCAGCAGCUGUAGCAGCACAAUUGAAGCCCCACCCCUUCGAACAUCCAUGUGACGUCACAUGUACAAAAAGGGUGGAGCUUCAAUUGCACUGUUGCAACUGCCAUUCUGCCUUUAUUGACCAUCUCCCCCCCCCAGGUGCCACAGAUCAUUGCAGCCUAGAGUGUACAGUGUCUAGGGUUAACGUCAAGUGAAUGGGAAAUGGAACCAUAGAUAGAUAGGGUGUUUUAUGUGAAAAGCAUGGCUACUGAAGUCUGAGGCAGGACUUGGACUUUGUACACAGUUCCUUACUUGGUGUUCAGAUGUACACGUAUCCCCAACUUGGACUGAUGACUUGUGGAGCCCAGGCCCUGCCUUGCUCAUGCAUUCCUGUGCUACUUUUCUUCAGGAUCUGUUGUCAAGGCCAACUUAGUUGAACUUUCUUGAAACGUUGGACAUAUCGACUAAAAUAAACAAGAAGCUUCUUGAUUCUGGACACACAGGCCACAAUUCAAGUGUUCUCCUUGGAGAGGAGGAUCAGCCACCUCAUGGACCAUCCCUUGUAUUCCCAUGCUUCUCAGCUGGCAUAUCAACUCUCCUGUAGUUACUCCAGUCUUUACACUUGGGACAACUUGUUUUACUGGGAUCUUAGCCAGGCCUUCUCUUAAAUCUUUGGUGGAUCUGUAAUGCUCCUGACUCUUGACGCCUACCUGUUGUUGAGUGUUUGGGGGAGGGGGAGGGAGGGAAAUGUCUCUUGGCUAACUAUAAGCGUGUCUCCUCUGGCAGAGAUGACUUCUAAUACUCAGUUUGUCUCGUAUUGGUGAGAGCUUCCCUCGAACGCACAGUUUGGACAACGGGGCUUUCUUUUGCUGUUUUAAAAAAGAGUAACUGAACAUGU
Molecule: messenger RNA, 3704 nt
Organism: Crotalus tigris (Tiger rattlesnake)
Lineage: Eukaryota; Metazoa; Chordata; Lepidosauria; Squamata; Viperidae
Gene: DTX3
Product: deltex E3 ubiquitin ligase 3
Exons: 5
Coding region: 586-1626 (346 amino acids)
Biological process (GO): Notch signaling pathway; protein ubiquitination
Source: RefSeq, a predicted model, not a curated record